Messenger RNA from Lymnaea stagnalis (great pond snail), 2729 nucleotides. NCBI's taxonomy places the organism in Eukaryota, Metazoa, Mollusca, Gastropoda, Lymnaeidae. The record is from the annotation of a GenBank genome assembly.
AUAUAACUAUGCCCCAUCGUAAUGCAGUUGCAUUAGGUCUAUGCUAUUUGUUGUAUUUUUACACAUGUAAGUAUCAUUAUGAUAUUGAUACGCUACAAGAGUGUGUCAUAAAUCUUAAGAGUUUUGUUAAAAUGUAAUUACUUACCAAUAUCACAUUUAAGCCGAAGGCUAAGGCAGGACAAUUAAAUGAGUGAGUUGAGUUAGUACAAGAACUAGAACGUAGUGUAGUGUACUCACUCAGUUAGUCAGUUGACCUGAGUCGGCUCGGUGAGUCAGUUACUGUUAGAUCUAAUUGUAAUUAAUGUAAUCAGGUACUUCGGUACGAAGUAUUUUAAAAUAAUAAAAAUUAUGAAAUCAGUAGGCCUAUAGAUUUAUAAUUUAUAGACAUAGAGUACUAAAAACUAAACUGGAGCAAAAUUAAAACAUCCAACAUUGUCAUUGAACAUCGGUCAAAUUCAAAUGUUUUGAAAAUGAAGCCAACAUCUUGAAUGACAUUGACUGUGAUAUUGAGAAUUUAUUUGAAUUUUUUUUUUUUUUUUUUUUGAGGUUCAAGCUUUGAAAAUUGAUGGUAAAGGUAGGUCAACUUGACCAAUUUAUAAUUAUAAAAUAAAAGUUCAUUUCAUAUCUGUAACAUGUCCAAAAUUCGUGAGAAUAGACUGUAGGUAAAAUUUAUUUGAAUUUUUUUUUUUUUUUUUUUUUGAGGUUCAAGCUUUGAAAAUUGAUGGUAAAGGUAGGUCAACUUGACCAAUUUAUAAUUAUAAAAUAAAAGUUCAUGUCAUAUCUGUAACAUGUCCAAAAUUCGUGAGCAUAGACUGUAGGUAAUGUUAAAAAUGAUGGUCAAAAUGGUCACUGACACUGCUUUUGUAAAGUGUUUGUGGGCAUAUUACUUAUUACUGAAUGGUUGUUGUGUAUGUCUUUGUAUGUAGAAUUAAAUUGUAUAUGUAUGCUGCUGCUUUCAGAUGAUCAUUAUGACAAUGGAUUAAUGAUUUGAAAUGAUGUUUGUUUCUAAGUGUGAAACUUUAUUAGUAUCAUGUCCUAAACACCCCUACCCCAUUCUUCUCCUUUAGGUCCAAUGGACUGGGAUAUUGCUAAUCAGCAGAGUUGAUUUGGAUAUAAAAGUAUAAUUUAUUCACUUAGUUCUAAUAAUAAGAUUGGCAUCAUCUCCGAGCAAGUGUAAAUUGAUUUCAUUGAAAUCUGAAAAUAUUUCUGGCAAUAGCUUCAUAAUGUCUGAUGAAUUUGGAUUCUACAAUCAGCUCUGAGAGAAGCAUCCAUCUUAAAAAAUUCUAGUAUCAAAUAGUUUCUAAAAGUCACUCACAAUGUUAAAGUCAAUAAACUCUUUGCAGCACAGUCAGACUCUUUGCACCAAAAUCAGACUCUUUACUCUUUGCACCAAAGUCAGAACCUUUAUGAGAUAUGUAUUUUUGAUGAAAUAUUUUUUUUACCUUAAGUCUUGAAGUGAUGCUUUACAUAAUUUUUAUGAAUGCAGUAGAUUUAUUUUUCCAUUUAUUCUAUUUCUUUGGUUAUUCAUACAGAAUGUGAAGGAAUUGAGCACUAUGAGGCAAAGAAAAAGAAUACGUUUUGGAGAAGUUGUAAACCAGUGGCAAAGAGCUUUAUUUUGUAAUAUAGGAAAAAUGUGUACCUUUGUUGGAGUGUGCCUGAUCUUCCACUAGAAUGAACUCUAGAGAAAGUUCUGAUGACAUGGGCACUGACACAAUUCUGCAACCUAAUAUAACAAACAUGACAGUCUUAAACAUCCUGGAAAACAGUUGUGUACAGAAUUUUGACACUGUCGCAUGCAUUAGGUUAGUUACCCUGUCAUCCACUAGUUUAAGUUUUUAACAAGUUAAAUUUUAUUUCAAAGAGCAAAAAGCAGUGAGAGUUUGGGAUUAUUAAAAAAAUAUUUAAAAUAUUGUUUGGUUUAUAAGGCUAAAUUUUGUAUCAAAUAAAAGAUAAUAAAAUGGACUAUAUGCUUGUAAACUUUAUUAUUCAGUUUAACUAAUAGAAGUAACAGAAAAAUAACUUAAAACAUGAAAUACAAAAACUUUUUCCCCAAACUCUUUGAUGUAGGCUUACAUCAUCUUCACUGACGUAACUUAAAUCAUCUGAAACUACCACAAUCGGAAUCAUGUGAAUCUAAAUUAUCUUCACUAUUAAUAGAAAUAGUAUGAAACAUUUUCAAAGCUUGUUGAGCUGUUAAUUGUCCAGGCAGCUUCCUCACUGUAUUGAUAAACAACAAAAAACAGUGAAGAAUAUUGAUAAAAUACUUCUAAUAACAACAAAUAAACCUUGGUUUUGCUAAUAAACAAUGAAGCAAGACUCUUCUAUGUAAAAGGUUAAUUAAAAAAUAUCUCUUAAAAAGUUUAACCAAGAAAUGCCAAAUAACAAUGAUAUUGAAACAACACACAGUGCAUUGGUCAGUGCUUUUUAGCAUGGCGGAUGAACGUACUGUGCAUUGUGCCACAGCGAAAGAGUUGAGAAUUGUCACCUGGGAUAUUUAUAUUGGCCACACUAGUUUUUGUGUGUGUAAAUUAGCUCUUUUAAAUGACGUUUAACUUUUAAAAAUGCAGUAAAAUGUUAAUAAUUUCAGGAGCAGUGUCUUAGCAGUUUUAGCCAUUCUCACAUCUAUACUUUGCGUGGUUAAGAUUGUACAGCUUCACAUUGCUCGGCAUCCAUCAUGUCAUCAGUAUGUCAUCUUUUAUGCUGCUGCCCUUGAAUGUGCUACAGGGUAA